AUGCCUUCGCGAGCAUAUGGUGAACAUAGUUGGUCUCCAGACUAUCGCCGUCACAUGACGGAGAAUCAUUUGAAUCGUAUAACCAACGAAGACAUGACCAUCAAUCUACUGCAAACCCAACUUGAAUUGUCUCUCAUACGGGAGGACUUCCAAGACCAGUUGUGUGAGCUCCAAAAGGGUGUUAAUCGAGACUUGGAUGCCAUGAACCGUGAGGUUGAUGACGUUCGCGCUGGUCAGCUGGAUAUCUCUAAUAUCCUUGAUGAUCUUAAGAAUCAUAUCUUUUCUCUGCAAGGGUCGCAUGUGAAAAUGGUCGUGGAGCACAACAAACGUAAGAAAGUGAAGUAUUUUGUUGGGAUUGUUGGUGUUGCUACUGUGGGUGUGUGUACGUACAUGUUCUUCAAGUAA
Lactuca virosa is the source of this 405-nucleotide messenger RNA. The record is from the annotation of a GenBank genome assembly. Lineage: Eukaryota; Viridiplantae; Streptophyta; Magnoliopsida; Asterales; Asteraceae.